This is a messenger RNA of Dimorphilus gyrociliatus, 1168 nucleotides long. Lineage: Eukaryota; Metazoa; Annelida; Polychaeta; Dinophilidae. The record is from the annotation of a GenBank genome assembly.
GAUGGCAGUACAAACGCCUUUACACAGAUUAGCGGAACGAAUGAGCGAAGUGCAUGCCCGUAUCGAAUUGGACGAGACGAGCGAGAAACGUCUAAUCGGAAUGAAUGAGACGCAAAUUGAGUUGGAUGUCGAAGUUGGUUCUAGAACUAUGAACGUUUCGACGCCUCUGGAGAGACGUCUCUAUUUCGCCGCUCUUGCCGUCGUACCUUUGUGGAUUUUGGCGGGAAAUUUUCUAGUUCUACUUACAGUGCUUUUUACUAGACGUCUACGCACUUUACCGAAUUUAGUUAUCGCGUCGUUGGCCGUUACAGAUUUCCUACUCGCACUAAUCGUCGUUCCCUUGGGCGUCUAUCAGUUGGUUCUAGGAACUUGGAAAAUAGGCCUAGGAUUUUGCUUGCUCUGGACCGGUUCCGACGUCUUCCUUUCAACUACUUCCAUCCUUCAUCUGGCUGCAAUAGCAAUUCAUCGUCAUUUAGCCAUUGCUCAUCCUCUCCUAGUUCGUCAUACGCAAACGAAGAAGCACGUCGUCGUUCUUCUUGUACCCGUCUGGAUUCUCGGAGCGGCAAUUUCUCUUCCAUUACUAGUCCGUGGAGCGUUUCACGAGAGUUUAGUAAUAGUCGAUAACCGAUGCGGAAUAUUCGAUAGGACGUUUGUUGUUUAUUCAUCGGCUGUUUCUUUUUUCAUACCUUUAUUAGUGAUGAUAAUUGUAGAUGUAAGAAGCGUUUACCUUUUAAGGGUAGCAGCCAAGAGAACUUUAUACGACAGACCACCAUUUUCCAUCCAAUCAAUCAUACAGGAAGACAACCGGUUCCUGGAGGAAAACACUUCAGCUAAAUGGAACUCAAAAGAAAGAAGAGCUGAAAAUACUUUAAUUUGGGUAUUUGGGUGUUUUGUGUGUUUAUGGAUGCCAUUUUUUACGACAAAUUUAGUUUACGGAUUAUGUUCUUCUUGCCAAAUUCCGCCCAGACUGGUAACAGUUUUCACAUGGUUAGGUUAUGCUAGUUCCGGGGUCAAUCCUUGUAUCUAUACAUUACUAAAUAGAGAUUUUCGAAGAGCUGUCAUCAGCCUCUUACGAUGCGGUAGAGGCGUCGAACGACGGGUACAUUUAGCGCGGCGAUAUAUUCGUCCGGCGGGACCGGAAAUGGGCACUAGUUCUUCGAGGCUAUGA